GGCGGGGCCGCGCCCCGCCCCGCCCGGUCGCGGAGCGGUGGCGGCGCAGGGAGGGCCCGGCCCCGGGAUGCCACACCCCACCCAGCUGUACCAGCACGUGCCGGACUCACGCUGGCCCAUUGUGUACUCGCCGCGCUACAACAUAACCUUCCUGGGCCUGGAGAGGCUGCACCCCUUUGACGCAGGAAAAUGGGGCAAAGUGAUCAGCUUCCUGAAAGAGGAGAAGCUGCUGUCAGACAGCACGCUGGUGGAGGCGCGGGAGGCCUCGGACGAAGACCUGCUGGUGGUGCACACAAGGCGCUAUCUCAACGAGCUGAAGUGGUCCUUUGCCGUCGCGACCAUCACAGAGAUCCCCCCGGUCAUCUUCCUGCCCAACUUCCUGGUGCAGAGGAAGGUGCUCAGGCCCCUGCGGACCCAGACGGGAGGAACCAUAAUGGCAGGGAAGCUGGCAGUGGACCGCGGCUGGGCCAUCAACGUAGGCGGCGGCUUCCACCACUGCUCCAGCGACCGGGGAGGGGGCUUCUGCGCCUACGCGGACAUCACACUUGCCAUCAAGUUCCUGUUUGACCGAGUGGAGGGCAUCUCCAAAGCCACCAUCGUGGACCUCGACGCCCAUCAGGGCAACGGGCACGAGCGCGACUUCAUGGGCGACAAGCGCGUGUACAUCAUGGACGUGUAUAACCGCCACAUCUACCCCGGGGACCGCUUCGCCAAGCAGGCCAUCAGACGGAAGGUGGAGCUGGAGUGGGGCACGGAGGAUGACGAGUACCUGCAGAAGGUGGAGAGGAACCUGGAGAAAGCUCUGCAGGAGCACCGCCCCGACGUGGUGGUGUACAACGCGGGCACGGACAUCCUUGAGGGCGACCGCCUCGGCGGGCUGGCCAUCAGUCCACAGGGCAUCGUGAAGCGGGAUGAGCUGGUGUUCCGGAUAGUCCGCGGCCGCCAGCUGCCCAUCCUCAUGGUGACCUCGGGCGGCUACCAGAAGCGCACGGCCCGCAUCAUCGCCGACUCCAUCCUUAACCUGUAUGGCCUGGGGCUCAUCGGGCCCGAGUCUGCUAGUGUCUCAGCACAGAACUCAGACACGCCUCUGCUGCCCCUGGAGGUGCCCUGACCACACUGCCCUCUCGGAGGCUCCCCGCCUGCAGCCCGUCCACCCACCCACCAGCCUCCCAGCGCAUCUCCUCCUCCAGCCGAGGGGCCGGGGGCGCCUUGCACAGCUCCGCUCUCCCCCCGCCCCGGGUAUCGGGGACUCCGGGCCCCUCUGCAGAUGGGGCAGAGGGCAGGGCCUGAGUCCUGGCAGGACCCACAGGGGCACGGCCUGACCAGACCGCAGAGGUGGUGGUUCUCCCCAGAGGGAGGACACAGGUGGGGCUCCGGCGCAGGGGGCGCUCCUCAGGGUGGGAUGCUCCAGCUUUCAGCACAGCACGGCCAUUUCAGACUGAGGAGGCUUGCAGGAUCGCCCUCCUGCCUCUUCUACACCGUCUCCCCCUCCCGCCAGGGGUGGGGCGUCCAAGAGGGGGCUGAGCCGGGUCUCUCUGGGCAGGGAUUCCCAGGCAGCAGGCUCGAGCCCUGGUCCUGGAUGUGGGGUCGCGGGGAAGGCGUGCAGGUACCGGUGGGUCUUCCCGUCUGGCUUCUCCAUCAGUAAAGGAAGGGCUGGACCCGCUGUCCCUGAGCCCCUCCCCGCUCGUGGGAGGGUGGAGAGGGGAGCCUGCUCCACCAACAUCUUGCUUGUCCAGAGGGAAGGGCAGGCUCGGGGUUGGGGGGCGGGGGAUGAGCUCUGGGCUCAGGGACAGGACAGGCCUGAGCUCUGGAGGCCAGAGGGGUGGAGGAAACCGAGGCCCAGCCCAGGAGACCGUGGAGGGGCGGGUGGCCGGGCGGGGUCCCGCAGGCCUCGAGGCCCAGGUGGGGACUGCGGUGCUGGUGACGCCAGGCUGGGGUUGCUGGGGAUGAGCGGAGGGUCUCCAUCCUGGCCUGCAGCGGGUAGAGGGUUGGGGGCUGGGGUGAGGCCAGGUAGGGCUGCAGCCUCCACUGGCCUCCCUGAAAAUGUCAGGCCUGCCCUGUGUGCCUGGGGUCCCAGGUGGGCCCUGACCUUGUCACCGGCUCUGCUCUGAAGGGGAUGCUCUGGACCCCCCAGGAAGCCAGGGUGAGGGAGACAUCCAGCGCCCCACGGCCUGGCUGUGCUCUCGGAGAUCAGAGUUGGGGGGAGGGAAGGUGGGCCGUCCCUGAUCAACCCCCGUGGGGACUCUGCUCCUUGCCACCUGGGGGUGCCCUGAAUCCUCCCGCCUUCUCCCUCACACCCCGUCUGCUGUGGGGGUGGGGAGGGUCCCAAGAUGACCAAGUGUCACAAACACUUGGAUGCCCUGCCCCGCCCCCGCCCCCCGGUCUCUGCACCUAACACCCCUUCUCCUCCAACACGGGCCUGCGACCCCAGGGGGCAGGCGGUGAUGGGCUUGUGUCCGUGGAGCCUCUGUUCCAGAGAACCAUAAAGGCCCUUCCCAAUGCGA
Messenger RNA from Budorcas taxicolor (takin), 2504 nucleotides. RefSeq names its product histone deacetylase 11 (gene HDAC11). Gene Ontology annotation, molecular function: histone deacetylase activity. The transcript is spliced from 10 exons. The record is from RefSeq and is a predicted model, not a curated record. Bases 68 to 1111 code for a protein of 347 amino acids. NCBI's taxonomy places the organism in Eukaryota, Metazoa, Chordata, Mammalia, Artiodactyla, Bovidae.